Molecule: messenger RNA, 1500 nt
Organism: Zerene cesonia (dogface butterfly)
Lineage: Eukaryota; Metazoa; Arthropoda; Insecta; Lepidoptera; Pieridae
Exons: 8
Coding region: 1-1500 (499 amino acids)
Source: RefSeq, a predicted model, not a curated record
AUGUCUUGUGGAAAGCGACCUCUUGUCAAGAACUGGGAUAAACCUAAAAAAUUGCGAGUCAUUACUGCAUCUAAAUAUGAACAAAACGAGGCGUCCGUUAAAGUUCAUUGGAAAAACGUUAUACGUACUUUGGAGUUGUCAUACAAAGAUGAACAGUUCUGGGAUUCACAUUACCAAGACGUACGAGAGUUGGUGGGACCCGUGAUCUUUAAUAGAAUCACUAAGAUUUUCAAUCUGCCAGCAGACGAUAAGGCUUACGAACCUAUGUCGGAAACAUCAUCCCCUGAACCUUCCGAAUUGUUUUAUCGUACAACUGCGACGUCACAGAGUCGCAUGCAACCCACUUUUUCAAUGAGCGAUUUCGAUACAUCAAUGUAUGACGAAAUAGAGGAAGAAGAUGAGGGUAUACCGGAUGAACAAUCGGAAUUAUGGAGCGAGUCAUCGAUGCAAUCUGCUGAUUUAAGAAAAUCGUCUCGAUCUAAAUCAAUGACCAGGUCAAAAUCAAUGACUAGAUCCAUGAGUACAACAAAGGCUCAAAGAAAAUCAAUGUCGAAAUCAUUUUCCCGACUGAUGUCAAAAGGGAUAAUGAAAUCAACUUCGAGGCAAUCUAGAGCAUUCAAGUCUGAACUAUCACUGGCUGAUGAAUCUGCUCAUUCAUCAGAUGAUUUGAUAGUUCACGCAAGCUCGAUGGCAGUCAGACGUUCGCCAUUUCGAAAAUUAUUAAGAAAUCCACACUUUGAUAUGCUGUACUGUAAUAAAUCAGAAACGGAUAUGAUUAAAUGGAAUUCGAAGUAUAAACAGAAAGCGUUUGAAGUCUCCGCGUCUGAUGAAUUUAGUAAGAAAGCGGAAAUUUUAACUAAGAAGAUUGCGAAGGAAUUUUAUGAAUGGUGGGUCGGAUUGGGUAACGUCGAAUUCAAAAGUGAAAUAAAACGUCCAGAAGAUAUUGAAGAUCUGUUCCAAGUAUGGUUCGACGAACACGCUUCCAGAGGGCUUGUUUUAGAUCCAAGAAUUCUUCCUUGUGUGUUACAAAGUAUUGCUGAGUAUGUUGGAGUUAAAAAGGCUGCUUGCCCGAGCGUAUUGAAGCGGCAAAUAGCACAUGACAUUCACGCUGAGACGAGUCCUGCUCACACCCGAGCGUUUGGAACCUGUCUACCACAAAAGAGUAAACACAUACCACCCAAGAACAAUACCUUGGAGAUGUGGCACUCCGUGAAGAUACCGGAAGACUUGAAAUCAAUGGCAUGUGUUUGGGAUGACAUACAGCAUCUAACGUCAACUAAGGCUUUCCAUAAAUGGCUUCAGAAGCGACCACACUUACCGAUGCCGCCAUUCUUCAAAUCAUUGGAAGCACCAGGCGAGAAGAACCAACCGUUUGUUGUACCAUCUGACUUUGUCGUCAAAGAUAAAGCUUCCUCAAUAUCGACACAGGAGCUCGCUCUUCCCGUUUCCGAGUUUGAUUUAGAAUUGAAGGAAGUGCUCAGCAGACUCCUGAAUGAAUAG